AUGGAAAGUUUCUCCAUUCUAAAAGGAUUUGAUGUUUCAACUCUCCCUAGCAGGCCUGUGACAGGGUUGGAGGUUCUUUGGAAUCCUCCUCCUAAAGGUUGGGUUAAGGUUAAUAUGGAUGGCCUUGCUAGAGGUUCUCCUCCGUUGAUUGCGUGUGGCGACAUUUUUCACACUGAAGAUGCUUCUCAUGUGGGGAGCUUAUGUGAUUUCAUGGUGGGAGGUGAUGUUGCAUUGGCAGAGUUAUUGGCAACUAUUGUUGCGAUCGUAAAGGCGGGAAUUUUGGGUUAUGAGAAGUUGUGGAUGGAAUCUGAUUGCAAGCUUUUCGUAAAAGCUUUCUCUGAUUUAAAUAUAGUUCCUUGGAAGAUUAGAUCUCAUUGGCUUCGCUGUAUUGUGUAUACUCGCACGAUUGAUUUUAUGAUCUCUCAUGUCUUUAGGGAAGCCAAUUUUUGUGUUGAUUUCGUUGCAAACUUAGGAUUGUCUAUUUGUAGAUUCGCUUGGUUUUCUUUUGUGCAUUCUGUUUUAGUUAAGGAUUACCUGUUAUACAAGGAAGGUACCCCUAGGCUUAGGCUUUGCUCUUAA
Molecule: messenger RNA, 579 nt
Organism: Vicia villosa (hairy vetch)
Lineage: Eukaryota; Viridiplantae; Streptophyta; Magnoliopsida; Fabales; Fabaceae
Exons: 1
Coding region: 1-579 (192 amino acids)
Molecular function (GO): nucleic acid binding; RNA-DNA hybrid ribonuclease activity
Source: RefSeq, a predicted model, not a curated record